Molecule: messenger RNA, 2067 nt
Organism: Impatiens glandulifera
Lineage: Eukaryota; Viridiplantae; Streptophyta; Magnoliopsida; Ericales; Balsaminaceae
Product: ankyrin repeat-containing protein ITN1-like
Exons: 3
Coding region: 100-1860 (586 amino acids)
Cellular component (GO): plasma membrane
Molecular function (GO): protein phosphatase 1 binding; protein phosphatase regulator activity
Source: RefSeq, a predicted model, not a curated record
AUUGGAGAAAGGUUCCUUCUCGGUUCCUUCUUCAUUUUCCACAAAAGACUGCUUUCAAAUUCUCAUUCUUCAUUUCUGACCUAAUUAUCCGUUUUGGAAAUGGCUUCAUCUAAUCUCAAUCAAGAUAUGGAUUUAGAGAAGGGAUUGACUAGUCAAAACAGUACGGCCGAGCCAUCUCCUUCCCCUUCCCCGUCUUCUUCGACUGCACCGGCCUUAGUUCUAUCAAACUCUGGCAAAAGGAUAGAUCAAGCAGGGAAGAAGAAGUAUGUGAAGUCGGUGACCGGUCGUUACAACGAUACAGAUCUCCAUUUGGCUGCUCAAAGAGGCGAUCUGAUUGCUGUGAGGCAGAUUCUUAAUGAUAUUCGUUCUCAGAUGGUGGAAACCCUAAGUGAGGAAGAUUUUGAUGCAGAAGUAGCUGAAAUUCAAGCAUCUGUUGUAAAUGAGGUUAAUGAAUUAGGUGAGACUGCAAUGUUUACUGCUGCUGAUAAAGGUCAUCUUGAUGUUGUUAUAGAACUUUUGAAGUAUGCUAAUAAGGAAAGUAUUUCGAAGAAGAAUCGAUCUGGUUUUGAUCCUUUGCAUAUCGCUGCUAGCCAGGGCCACCAUGGAAUCAUCAAAGUAUUGCUGGAUUACGAUCCUGGAUUAAGUAAAACGAUUGGUCCUUCUAACGCGACUCCUCUAAUCACAGCUGCUACAAGAGGUCAUUUGGCUGUUGUUAAUGAACUUCUUUCAAAGGAUGGGGCGUUAGUUGAGAUUUCACGAUCAAAUGGUAAAAACGCGCUUCAUUUAGCUGCAAGACAGGGUCAUUUGCAUAUAGUUAAGUCUCUUCUUGAAAAGGACUCGCAAUUGGCUCGUAGAACUGAUAAGAAAUCGCAGACUGCUCUUCAUAUGGCGGUGAAGGGUGUGAGCAUUGAAGUGGUGAAGUUUAUUUUGGAAUCUGAUCCAGCUAUAGUUAUGCUUCCAGACAAAUUCGGUAACACAGCAUUACACGUAGCUGCCAGGAAGAAAAGAGUAGAGAUUGUGAACGAGCUGUUACGUUUACGCGACACAAACGUGAACGCGCUAACACGAGAUCACAAAACCGCUCUUGACAUCGCGGAAGAGCUCCCGUUAUCUGAAGAUUCAUCCGACAUGAAACACUGUCUGCUUAGGUAUGGGGGGCUGAAAGCCAACGAACUAAACCAACCGAAAGACGAGCUGAGGAAAACAGUGUCUCAAAUAAAACAGGACGUGCAUAGUCAGCUUGAGCAAACAAUGAGAACGAACAAGAACGUGCAUGGGAUCGCGAAAGAGCUGAGGAAGCUCCACCGGGAGGGGAUCAACAACGCGACAAACUCAGUGACUGUCGUGGCAGUUCUAUUCGCGACAGUUGCGUUCGCUGCUAUAUUUACGGUUCCUGGAGGUGACAAUGACGACGGGACUGCAGUUGUGGCGGGGUAUAGGUCGUUUAAGAUAUUUUUCGUGUUCAACGCGAUAGCGUUGUUCACUUCGUUGGCGGUUGUGGUGGUGCAGAUAACGUUGGUUAGAGGGGAGACGAAGGCGGAGAGACGGGUGGUGGGGAUUAUUAAUAAGUUGAUGUGGUUGGCGUCGGUUUGUACGUCGGUUGCGUUUAUGGCUUCUUCUUAUAUUGUUGUGGGGAGAAGGAAUGAGUGGGCGGCUAUAUUGGUGACGGUUGUUGGGGGGGUUAUUAUGGGUGGUGUUUUGGGGACUAUGAGUUAUUAUGUGGUGAGGUCUAAGAGGAUGCGAUCUAUGAGUAGGAAGAGAAGGGGGGAGGAUUAUGGGAAAAGGAGUGUUUCGGCUUCUUGGCAUCAUUCUGAGUUCUCUAAUUCUGAGGUUGAUGGGAAUCGGAUUUAUGCACUUUGAUCUUCAUCUUGUAUGUAUGGGUGGGUUUUUGGAUAUGAAAACUAUUGUUAUUAUAUGUGAAUAAGUUAUUGUAUGAGAAUUAGCUAGCAAUGUCCACCUUAGGAGGAUGAAUCUAUGUUGUUAUUUGGUGGAAGGAAGAAAAGCUUAUCUUUCACCAUGUUAGGUUAUGCUCUUUUGUAUAUUUUGGUUAUGAUGCUAGUUUAAGUG